Messenger RNA from Quercus lobata, 489 nucleotides. RefSeq lists its product as uncharacterized. The coding region runs from base 1 to 489 and encodes 162 amino acids. NCBI's taxonomy places the organism in Eukaryota, Viridiplantae, Streptophyta, Magnoliopsida, Fagales, Fagaceae. The transcript has a single exon. The record is from RefSeq and is a predicted model, not a curated record.
AUGAAGGGAGAUCCUAAUAAGUGCAAUAAGAAUAAGUAUUGCCACUUCCAUAGAGAUCACGGGCAUGACACGGACGAGUGUUAUGAUUUGAAGCAGCAGAUAGAGAAUCUCAUCAGGCAGGGAAAGUUGAGGAAUUUUCUUGGAGGAGAUCAUAAGGACGAGAAGUUAAAAGGAAAGGUAGAAAAGCCAUCACAGCCCUCACUUGGAGAAAUAAGAGUGAUUAUAGGAGGAACUUCAGUAAGACAAUCUUCCAAGUCAAGGAAGACUUAUCUGAAAGUGGUGCAAAACGUCCAACUCUCUGGACAACUGCCAAGGAUGAGGGGGGCAAACGAACAGGCUAUUACUUUCAUGGAUAAAGAUCCUAGAAGGAUUCAUCACCCAUGUGAUGAUGCAAUUGUCUUAACUUUGCUCAUUGUAGAUUACACGACUAGAAAGGUGUUGAUAGAUAAUGGGAGUUUAGCAAAUAUCCUAUAUUACCCCGCCUUCUAG